Molecule: messenger RNA, 2661 nt
Organism: Gambusia affinis (western mosquitofish)
Lineage: Eukaryota; Metazoa; Chordata; Actinopteri; Cyprinodontiformes; Poeciliidae
Product: nesprin-2-like
Exons: 13
Coding region: 109-1911 (600 amino acids)
Cellular component (GO): membrane; meiotic nuclear membrane microtubule tethering complex; nuclear envelope
Molecular function (GO): protein binding
Source: RefSeq, a predicted model, not a curated record
AUCUCGGUUCUUUCAGCUGUUCGGUUCGGAUGGCUCUGUUCAGCUGAGAUCUUCAGACGGACCGGCUUCCCGCCGUCAGCUCACCCAGCAGGCGGAUCAGAGGGUGAAAUGAUGUCUGGACCGAACCCGUCCUCACAGCACCACCCAGACCCACUCUGCUGCUCGGAAGACAACACCGGACCUGGAGACGAGUCCCUGGACCCAGAACCGCUGCUGGAUCUGAACCAGCAACCCGUCCUCUGUAGCUGGACGGGUCGGGGAGACAGCAGCUGGAGCCAAGAUGGAGACCAGCCGAGAUACAGGCAGUUGGACAGGAAGUGGGUCCUCUGGCACGAGUUCAUGCAGGAACACAGCCACCUGGACGCCUGGCUGCGAUUGGCUGAGCAGGCCAUCAACACCUUGAGCCCCGCCCACCUCACCUACAGCGCCUCCAAGGAGGAGCUGAGGAGGUUCCAGAGGUUGCAGAGCGAGGCGGGAUCCCAGCUGAUCCGGUUGGAGGGCCUGACCCGGAGGAACCGGACCCUUCCUCGGCUCUUCCAGGGUGCCGUCCAGGCCCGGCUGCUGGGGGCGGUGCGGGAAUGUGGGCGGCGAUGGGACAAAGUGGACGCCAAACUGGAAACCAUUACAGGGCGACUGCAGCUCUGUGUCUCAGAGUGGGAGGAGUUUGAAGCAGAGAGGGAGGAGCUUGCGCUCUGGUUGGCAGACAUGGACGCUCUCCUCACGGAAAUCGAUCACAUGACAGGAAGUAACUGCGAGAAGCUGAGAAAGCUGCAGUCCUUCCAGCAGGCGCUGUGCGAGAACUCGGGUCGGGUCAACGACCUGCUGCGGCGCGGCGAGGAGCUGAUCCAGCGCCGCGAGCCGGCCGACGCUCGCCGCGUGGAGAGCCACCUGCUGGAGCUGCUGCGCCGCUGCAGCCACGUCUACGACAACAUCGCCCGCAUGCACACCCGGCUGCUCAGCACCACGCUGGUGUUCGAGGACGACUCGGUUCUGACCCGGCCUGCAGAUUCUGGCUAUCCCUCAGAGUCUGUCCUCCUGUCGGACCUGGACCCGUCCUCGGUUCCGACCCGUCUCAGAGAUUUCAGACAGUCCCUGAACGCAGCACCAACCGGGCUCGCCUGUCGACCUCUGACCCCUCCGCCCUCGCCUACCCAUGAGCACCUGGGGCUGGAGUGGGACCCUUCAGUAGACAUCGGCCGCUCGCUCUCUCACGACGAUGCAGACUCUUCCUACUUCAGCGUCUGUACAGGUCUGUACCAACCAGACGACACCAAGAGGUGGAGCUACCUGAGCUCCUUUGACUCCCGCUCUGACAUCAGCGCUGACAUCACAAACCAGGAAGCAGCUCUGGAAUGGAUGGACCAAACAGAACCAGGGCUGUUCUCACCGGUCGCCGGCAGACAGGAAGAGGACCAAUGGGCCGCCUCGACUCCUGAAGGAGACGUCAACAAGCCAAUGAGGUUUGACGGAGGGCGGGUCAAGGCGUGGCUGAGGGUCCAAAGCUCCGCCCCUGCAGAGACCAUGACUUCCUGUUCCAGGGCGGUGCAGACGGACGGAGACGGGAAGGAUCUUCAUUUCGACAGCUGGCGUCGUCAUGACGACAGACAGCAUCCUCUUCCUGUGCCCUCCUCCAGGGAACCAGCAGGAGCUGUGAUUGGUUACCUGCAGUCGGCUCUACAGGAGGAAGAGGAAUCGUCCUACUGUGAUGAAGAGGAGCAGCUACUCUCUGAGCGCAGCAGACCUUCCUCCUCCUCUUCAUCGGCACUCCUCUUCCUCCUCCUGGCUGCCGCUCUCACCCUACUUGCCGGCCUCAUCCUGGUUGCCAUGGAGCCUCCCUGUCACCAUAGCAACAGGAUGCCACGCUCCCUCCACCUGACACUGAGCUAUGUGAACGGGCCGCCGCCCACCUGAAGCCCAGUCAGGUCAAAGGUCAUCCUCCAGGCUCCCACGCUUUCAGAACCAAACCCCAAUCUCCUGAAGCCGCCACCGGAUCCAAUCCUGUUUGAUCCGAUCCAGUCUGGUUCGAUCUGGUCCGGUCCGACUCUUCCAAGAGUCCGGCAAGGUUUCUCCUAACUUGGCAGCAGGAAGCGUUGGUCCCCCGUCCUGGAUCUACUGGUUCUGAAGGUUCUGCAUGAUGAACCGGGUCUGGGCUCUUAACUUCAGGACCGGACCAUGAACAGAAUGUGUUCGUUUGGAUCUUUUGGUUCUGAUCUAAGCCUGCGGAAAGCUUUCCUGGAAUCUGAAUGAUGAAUUCCGGGAUGUUUUCCCUCCAGCGAGUUUUCCUGCUGUUUUGCUCUGAUCCAGAUCUUCUUGUUGGACUUUUUCAAUAUUUCUUGUUUGAUGGUUUUUGUUCCAGGUUUGAAUUUUUCAAAUAAUCUCUGUCCAGAUUUCAUGAAGAUUAUCUGGGAUUUUCAGGAAUUCAGACAUGAAGGUGGUUCUGGAACAUUUCACUUUUUAUAUUUUGUUUCUACAAAUGAAGAAAAAUCAUCUACACUGUAAAAAAAGGCAGUUUUUUUGUGAAGGAAUGAAAUAAAUAAAAGUUGUGAAUUAGCUCCAGUUUUCACCUUGAUAAAAAGACCGAAUGUUUUGGUUCUGUUUGGACCCGACCACCCCGCCCUCAGCGGUUCUGUUUGAUGACCGGAUCCGAUUGGUCCAGUGAUC